AUGGAGUAUAUACAUGCAUCUUCGUCUCCAGCUACUAUUGCUGAGCUUGAUUUAUUUCAAUUUCCCCCAACACAGACUGUCAUUGAAAGUAUCUAUGACACAGAAUACAGACCGAUAGGAUCGAUUGCGAAAGCUAAUGUAUUUGAAUUCAUAGUGCCAGCUUCGGAACACUACACUGACCUCUCUGCAACGUAUUUGUAUGCAAAAAUGAAGAUUGACGUACCCACAGGAAAAAGUGUUACACCCACAAACAAUUUUGCUGCCUCACUAUUUGAGCAACUUGAUGUUUAUUUUGGGAGUGUAAACGUCACACCUGGAAAUAGUUUAUACCACUAUCAGUCAUACAUUGAUGACAUAUUUUUCAAGUAUAAAUCACCCCUUGAUGAUUGUCAAAUGAUUAAUGAUACGGAAUCUGCAAGAUCUGAUAGAAUCAAAGAUAAAAAAGAGUUUGACAUUAUAAUACCUAUUCACGCUCCAAUGUUUCAACAAGAAAAAUUUUUGAUUGAUAAUGUGCCCAUCUCGUUACGAUUCAAAUGUGCACCGCAGACUUUUGGAUUGAACAGCGCAACAGAAGUAACUCCGCUGAGUGUAGAGUUUACACAGCUUUCUCUUUUCAUAAGGCGAGUUAAAUUGUAUGCUCCAGUACAAAUGGCAAUCACUUCACAAUUGGAAAAGAGUCCGGCAAAGUAUUACUUUCAAAGGAAUGAAGUCAAAUCAUUUCAUCUACCAAAAGACUUUGCUGCAAAUAGCAUUGACAAUGUAUACAAUGGACAGUUACCACGCAAAAUUAUUGUUGGUUUUGUUUCUGAUGAUGCAUUUAAUGCGAAAUUGACAAAAGACUCAUUCAAUUUUGAACAUAAAAAUCUGCAAAGCGCUACGAUUGUCGUAAAUGGAACUAAAAUACCGAGUACACCUUAUCAGCCUGAUUUCAAAAAUAAAUUAUUCAUGAGAGAAUACUUUAAUGUUUUCCGCUCCAUGAAUCAAGAUAAUGGAAUACCUAAAAUCAAUCUAAAAUAUCAAAAUUAUUCUGAUAAAUAUCCACUUCUUGUUUUUGAUUUAACCGAUGAUGGUACUCUCGCAAGUGAUUCAGGUGUAUUAUCUAUGAUCAAGAGAGGCAAUGUUCGUAUGGAUAUUCAAUUUUCUUCUGCUCUUAGUGAAGGGAUGCAUAUGCUGGUGUUUGCUAUAUAUGAUAGCGUUCUACAAAUUGAUGCAGCACGUAAUAUUGUCACGGACUACUGA
This is a messenger RNA of Tetranychus urticae (two-spotted spider mite), 1239 nucleotides long. NCBI's taxonomy places the organism in Eukaryota, Metazoa, Arthropoda, Arachnida, Trombidiformes, Tetranychidae. The record is from RefSeq and is a predicted model, not a curated record.